Cucurbitaria berberidis CBS 394.84 is the source of this 1554-nucleotide messenger RNA. RefSeq lists its product as uncharacterized. Lineage: Eukaryota; Fungi; Ascomycota; Dothideomycetes; Pleosporales; Cucurbitariaceae. The transcript has 2 exons. The coding region runs from base 1 to 1554 and encodes 517 amino acids. The record is from RefSeq and is a predicted model, not a curated record.
AUGACUGGCGAAAGAAAGAGCUCUGAUCUUUCCAGUCGCCUCGGCGUGAAGCGCGGUGCAAAGCUUAUUGCGAAGACAUCGAAGCCCAUUUCCGAUACUAUUAGCACCCCACCGAAAGCUGCGAUAGCUGCUCCCAAUGCAAAAAAGGACGAGUUGCCCCGUCGGAGGAACCCCUUCAAUGACAUGCUCCGGCAACGGAGUGGAGAAGCAGCAGACGAUGGCAGAGAUACGAUGACCUCGCCCUCGGAACGAGAGCCUGAUCAUGAAGCUCGUCCUCCCCAAGCAGCCAAAGACACGGGAGGAAAAGUAGCAGAGCUAGAGAGGGCUUUGGCAGGAGCAAGGCAAGAGCAGGAUUUGUUGAGAGAAGAGCUAGAGAAGACCAGACAGCAAGGGCAGACAUGUCAAGAUACAAUUGAACAGCUAAGGCACCAGCUCGCUGAGACACAACGAAAGGCGGACAUCGCUCCCUCCCGUAUAUCAGCCGAGCAUGAACAAGACAACCAAGUCCGCCGGUCCUCUGAUCGUUCAGGAGAUGACGUGUUUCGACAAAAUUACGAACUGCGCUACAGACUCGUGCAAGUGCAAGAACAGCUAGUGGCCCAAGACGCCAUGUACCGCGACCAGCUCGAGCGAGGAGCAUCACAACAUGACGAGGCAGAAUGGAACGAGCUACGCUCCCGUCUUCACGCCACCGAGAAAGAAUCGCAAGAGAGGCUCCAGCAGCUCCUGUCUCUCAAAUCUAGUAUCUCUUCCCUCACACGCGUGGACUCGCAGACCACGGACAACGAACUUGCGGAGUCAUUCUCGCAGCUCGCACAUCGUGUUCGAGAAUGGGUGAUUACGAACUUCAGACGGUCCAAAUUGAAUCUUGAUAAUAUCCCAGCGGAGACUGUGAAUGUCCUCAAGGCUGUAACCCCUGACUAUGCGCUUGUUGGCGGUACGGAUAGACUCGCGUUGUAUCAAGCAGUCGUAACGAACAAGCUCAUGGAGAUUUUUCAAGAACCCUUCGUCGUUGGACUGCCGGAGACGGGUCCCCUGGCAGCAUUUCGACAAUGUGCUCAAUUUAUCCACGGUGCUGGACCUGAGUAUAGCGAGUGGAGACGAGUAACGAUUCGUGUAAUGGGGAAGAACAGCAACGUGAAUCACGCACGCAAUGAAGGAAGAGCGGGUGUGUUGCACCGACUGGCUGGGGACGUUGGACAUCUACUGUUCACUUUGACGUCUGUCAGCAUCACAUCGGGUGCGCAAGCAGGGCUGAUGGGUAUCUUCAAUGCUGCUGCGGAUCUGCAACAUACCCUCGCGCUCCAGAAGGCGCAAUAUCAGUUGCUCUUUUUUCAUAACGAGGAAGGGCAACCUACCCACUUUGACAGUCGAAGGAUGGAGCCUGUCAACGACCUGGACACUGUGUUGGACGAGGACGGCGACACGCUCAUAGAGCGAAGGGUCCUCUUCUGCGUGUUCCCGUGCCUAGAGAAGUUCGGCGAUGAAUGGGGUGAGCAUCCAGACACGAGCAAUGUUCUUCUGAAGGCCAGAGUAUGUUGUGGCGUCGAAUAA